AUGAAGAAGUUCAAUCGAAGUCAAUUUUUCCCUCAAAUUCCUUCUCUGGUACAAGAAAUAUAUGAGCAGAUAAAGAGUGAAGAAGAGUGUAGGGAAAACCAAAAGACUCUGUUGUUCUGUUUUUGGGAAUGCCAAAAGUUACCUCUUAGAAAACCAAGGAUUGGUUGUGUCAGACUUUUCAAAAUUGAUCUAGCUGCUUCACUUUUUGUUACUUCCUUUCAAGUGAUUAAUGCAGUUAACAUGCAAGUAGUUAUAUCUACACUACUUGCAAGCUUUUCGUGA
Sphenostylis stenocarpa is the source of this 282-nucleotide messenger RNA. NCBI's taxonomy places the organism in Eukaryota, Viridiplantae, Streptophyta, Magnoliopsida, Fabales, Fabaceae. The record is from the annotation of a GenBank genome assembly.